AUGGGUCAGUGGAAAACUGAGCGCAGCGAGAGGAAACCUGAGAGGAGAGCAGGGGGGGAGGAAGGGGGGAGGGGAGGACCGGGUACAGACCAGGGCACAGACCAGUGCACAGACCAGGGUACAGACCAGGGCACAGACCAGGGCACAGACCAGGGUACAGACCAGGGCACAGACCAGGGCACAGACCAGGGCACAGACCAGGGUACAGACCAGGGCACAGACCAGUGCACAGACCAGGGCACAGACCAGGGCACAGACCAGGGCACAGACCAGGGUACAGACCAGGGCACAGACCAGUGCACAGACCAGGGCACAGACCAGGGUACAGACCAGGGUACAGACCAGGGCACAGACCAGGGUACAGACCAGGGUACAGACCAGGGCACAGACCAGGGCACAGACCAGGGCACAGACCAGGGCACAGACCAGGGUACAGACCAGGGUACAGACCAGGGUACAGACCAGGGCACAGACCAGGGCACAGACCAGGGUACAGACCAGGGUACAGACCAGGGCACAGACCAGGGUACAGACCAGGGUACAGACCAGGGCACAGACCAGGGCACAGACCAGGGCACAGACCAGGGCACAGACCAGGGUACAGACCAGGGUACAGACCAGGGUACAGACCAGGGCACAGACCAGGGCACAGACCAGGGUACAGACCAGGGCACAGACCAGGGCACAGACCAGGGUACAGACCAGGGCACAGACCAGGGUACAGACCAGGGUACAGACCAGGGUACAGACCAGGGCACAGACCAGGGCACAGACCAGGGUACAGACCAGGGCACAGACCAGUGCACAGACCAGGGUACAGACCAGGGCACAGACCAGUGCACAGACCAGGGUACAGACCAGGGCACAGACCAGGGCACAGACCAGGGUACAGACCAGGGCACAGACCAGGGCACAGACCAGGGCACAGACCAGGGUACAGACCAGGGCACAGACCAGGGCACAGACCAGGGUACAGACCAGGGCACAGACCAGGGCACAGACCAGGGUGUGUCUGUGAGGAGUCUAAAUGCAGCCUGGAUGGGUCCUGUGAGGAUCCGUGGAGGAGCCGCUGUUCCUCUUGGCUCAGCUGCACUUCCUUCUGUCAGAUGGAUGGAAUACUCAGACAGACUCAAGAUCAGAUUUAGAAAAUACAAAUUGAGCCUGAAGGGAGAGCAGUAG
This is a messenger RNA of Knipowitschia caucasica, 1179 nucleotides long. NCBI's taxonomy places the organism in Eukaryota, Metazoa, Chordata, Actinopteri, Gobiiformes, Gobiidae. The record is from the annotation of a GenBank genome assembly.